Molecule: messenger RNA, 2511 nt
Organism: Opisthorchis viverrini
Lineage: Eukaryota; Metazoa; Platyhelminthes; Trematoda; Opisthorchiida; Opisthorchiidae
Exons: 11
Coding region: 251-2305 (684 amino acids)
Biological process (GO): positive regulation of hippo signaling
Cellular component (GO): cell junction; plasma membrane
Source: RefSeq, a predicted model, not a curated record
CGCGAAUAGGGUGCAUGACUUGAGCGUUUACGCAUAGUUGGAUGCUUCUAACUCAUGACUGGGAACUCGAAAUCAAACAGGACCUCGUGAAUUUCAUUAGUCUGACGACCUUUUCCAAAGCGGCAGUUUUUACGCAAGCAUGGAAGUAUUGAAUACGGACGAAAAAGGCGACAUGCGUUCGUUCAUCUGGAGUUUACACUUACACAUUCAUGCAAGUCUGAUCUAACGUCUGGAAAGUUAUCUGCUCAAAAUGAACGCUGUUCAGAACUAUCAUUCGAUGGGCACCAUUCCGCAACCGAUCCAACAACACUAUUCAUUCACCGCCUCGAUAGGACGUCGUUCAAAAAGCUGCAACGCAACCAGGACUACAGAAUUCUCGGUGAAUCAUCGUUCGUCACUGGAAGCUAGCAGUGCUGUCAGCAGCGGAUACUGGGAGGAUUACGAGUCACUGGGCCAAAGCGCCAGUGGAAGCGCAAACCUGGCAUGCGUGACACGAUAUGAGACUCCAAACACAGCGACCGCAGUCAGACAACAACCAACUGGUCUUUCCAUCGAUUACAUGCCUUCGGGGGCGAAUUCUGCUUAUCUUUCGGAAAACCUUCAUUGUCCGACAUCCGAUGAGUGUCCUAGCGGUUGGAGGCAACUGACGUUCGAGCGAAGGCUAACUAACGGUCUGCAAGAGGGAUCACCCGCGGACCGACCGUACAAAGUCUUGGAUGAAGCGUUUGGACCCAUACCAAAAUCUCUGUCUUCAGACAUGGCUUCAACGUAUGUGAGGUCUCUUGAGGACGUAACUGAAGCACCUGACUGCCAGCCACAUAGUGCUGGAAACCCAACUGCCAAUACCACACCGAUCAAAACUGGACAACUUGUCUACGCUGAUGUCGGCAUUCGGGUCAUGCACAGUUCUGCGCUGUCCUUUUCAGCGCUGUCCUUCGAUGAGUUAUCCAGCGAUUCGGAUGAUGAACUUGAUGAUACGGAUCACAACUCAGCACCAAAGACUCAGUUUGAAGCGGCCCUCAGACGAGCUCACCUGGCGCAGAAGCAGAGGAAGACCACCAGCAUGGGACUACCUGCCCGACGCGCGAUGCCAGAUUGGGGCUCACCCAUACAGUGGUCGAGAGUUCAGCGCCCGGGAUCCCCAGAACAGUCACAAGUUCCAAAAAAACUCAACUUUCACUCGAUGAGUCCACCACCAACCUUAGGAGAUUCCAGUUCCCCUUCAGCUGAACCAGAAUCCCCAAUAUUGCCCAAUGGAAGGGACUUCUGCACAGGCAUGGAGAUAUGGUUGAACAAUCGUACGCACUGGAUCUAUAAAACGCACAGGACAAACACUCAAGCCUUUCAGCUCUGCUUCCUAAACAGUUUCGAUCAGGAGAUCGACAACCCGAUGUCAAUCAAAGACCCAGCGGUGGAGCAACAAACCACUAGUCUACCGAACGAUGAUCAACCUCGCCAGUUCUUCGAAUACGGAGUUGACGCUAACGGUUGCAUCGAGUCCUGUGAUGACUCACAACUUCCUAUACGUGCACCAGAACUGCAUCUCAUGGACCAGAUGGUCGCCGGUACUCACCUCACCCGGCACAGCCCACUUCGAGGCAGAAAUGCUAGCGAAGGAAUAACAGAUCGAUUGGACGAGCUCGAUCGUUUUUGUCGUCUCUAUUUGGAGCAGACUUUGCAAGAUUGUCAAAAUGAAGACAUGCGAAUGCUCGUGAUGAACCGUUUAGAAGGUCAAAAGCGUUUGCAUUCGAAAACCCACCUUGCCUUGUCUCAGUUGCCCAAAAUAGCUCGGAUGCAGUUAGAGGUGGAACACUAUCAAUGGUGUGUUGUAUCUCCCACUGUUUCUGGUCUGCUCCCAGGAAAGAUCAAACCCCGAUCACUCCUGAAUGUCUCCACGCUGCUUCAAUGUACAACUUCCCAGCUGAAACUUAUCAGCAAUGAUUUACAUGAAGUAAUCGGGGAUCUCAGUAGAAUGCUCGUGGACGAGUUGACGCAAAGAGACGAACUGCAUUUGGAACAAGGCGCACGGUGCAUCGAAUUGGAUGACCUUGCAGCCUACUUCAAAGAUCUGUGCAUCCGCGCUUCGAUUCGCCAGUUCCGGCGUAAAAUUAGCGCCGGCAAUCCCGAUCCAACCCGAAGUUCAAUGCCCACUUGUCUGCCGACACAUUAUCUCCAUAUUCCAGAGGCUAAUGGGGCCAAAUCCGUUGACCCCAUGUUCACAACUUUGGUUGAAGUCAGAGACAAGAAAAGUAGCGUUGGCCAGCGGCUCAUUUCCACUUUGUUUGGUCGGAGAACUACUCGAUGAUGCGCGUGACGGACAAUCCACUUCUGGCUCUGUCAUUUUCAACGAUAACAGUCCUGCUACAGAGCCCCGCAGAGCUAUGCCACAUGUGUGCACAUACGUGCACAAAACUGCGAAAAAUCAACCUGAAUUUGUCACUUCAGGUUCUCCCAUGGUUCAUGGAGUCUUGUGUACAUUAUUUCCGCUAUUAUAUCUAAAUCUGAUCUUUG